AUGGAUAUGGACUUGGUAGGAUAUCAAUUCACUUGGGAAUCAGGAAGAGGUUUUGAGAGGUGGGUGGAGGUGAGAAUCGAUAGAGCCUUGGUAUCGCAGCAAUGGGCAUAUUAUUUUACAAAUGCAAAGCUAAGUAAUCUUGAACUUUCUCCUUCUGAUCAUUGUCCGUCGAUGCUUGAAUUAAUUCAUAAGGUUCAUGGCCCAAGGAUGAGGAAGUUUAAAUUUGAAAAUGCUUGGUUAAGAGAACCAUUGUGUAAACAAGUGGUAAAAGAUAAUUGGGAAAUUUGUUGUAACAUAGUCAUUCAAAGUAAGAUUCGACACUGUGGAGAGAUUUUGUUGCAGUGGGGCUUUGAGUAUACUGGUAAUUUUAGGCUCCUGAUUCAGGACUGUAAGAGGCAUAUAAGAAGUUUGAAACAAGGCAGGGAUCUGAACUCUAUUAAGAGCUAUGAAGAAGAACAAAAGAAGUUGUUUGAGAUUUUAGCACAAAGGGAAGUAUUUUGGAGGUAG
Messenger RNA from Humulus lupulus (European hop), 507 nucleotides. RefSeq lists its product as uncharacterized. The record is from RefSeq and is a predicted model, not a curated record. Bases 1 to 507 code for a protein of 168 amino acids. The transcript has a single exon. Lineage: Eukaryota; Viridiplantae; Streptophyta; Magnoliopsida; Rosales; Cannabaceae.